Messenger RNA from Ahaetulla prasina, 523 nucleotides. Its product is annotated as ATP synthase subunit epsilon, mitochondrial-like. The record is from RefSeq and is a predicted model, not a curated record. Gene Ontology annotation, molecular function: proton-transporting ATP synthase activity, rotational mechanism. Gene Ontology annotation, biological process: proton motive force-driven mitochondrial ATP synthesis. Gene Ontology annotation, cellular component: mitochondrial inner membrane. Lineage: Eukaryota; Metazoa; Chordata; Lepidosauria; Squamata; Colubridae.
AUGUCUUACUGGAGGCAAGCUGGGCUCAGCUAAACCCGCUAUCAGAUCUGUCCAAAAGCAGUAAGAGCAGCCCUGAAACCUCAGUUUAAACCAGCGGCAGAGAAAGCAGCUGGAAGCCAUGUAAAAAUUAUUAACCCCAAAAAGGAAUAACACAGAACCCCUUUCUCUAAAAGGAAAAAUGACAACUCAUUGGUAGGGACAGCCGCUUCCCAUUUUAUGAAAUCGCCACGUAAAUGAACCAUGCCAAUAAAUGAAACUUAAUACCAAAAAAAAAAAAGAUACAAUUCACUUUCCCUUUGUCCUUAACCAGCCCCCACAGUUAUCGGUAUUUAUGAACUUAUUUUGAAUUUUUAAAUCUAUCUUAUCUAGAAGUAUCACCUAUAAAUCUUGCAGAUUUAAUCGGCAGUCCCUCUCUCCUUUUGGCCAAACCAUUUUUAUUACAAUUAUUUAUUCACUCCUAGCGCUUGACUCAUGACCACAAAUGGGACCAGAAUUUCACUUGCUCAGCAAUGGGGACAUUAAG